CCCAGCCAAGGCUGACAAAGGCGCCUUUAAUGACGCUAAUUGUUUCCGUAGUAAGCAUGCGUCGUCAGGCCGGACACAGGGCGCAUGCGCAGAGGGGCGGGCUCCAGUUUAUUCUCAAAGGCGGCAGGUUGUAGUUUUUGUUUUGGCUGGAAAGGCUUCCCUGGGGUUGCUAUCGCUGAGCGAGAUAAAGGAGUACGAUUCGCGGCGGUGGCCGAAACAAUAGAUUGCCCCAUUUGAAUUAUAGACGUGGAGGUGGGGGACCUUCUCAGCGCCGACUUGCCCAGAUGUGAACGGGAAACUGAAAGCUUUGAGAACGUCGAACUAAGAAGUGGCUUCCUCGACAUCGACAUGGCACAAGAGAAAAUGGAGCUAGACCUGGAGCCGCUUCCGAGUUCGACCACCACAGACGGCAACAUCCUGAGAAGAUCCAGCAGUGCACCUUUGAUCAGUGGUCUUGGUGAUAAUUCACAGGUGUUCCAAACUGACACGUUAAGAACUAGAAGAAACAGUACAAGCUUUACAAGCCAAACCUGUCUGGAAGAAAACAUGGAUUUGAUAAAUAGAGAAACAAUCUGUGAACGGGAGAUACAAGCUGCAAUCCAGAUAGAUCAAUUUGGGGAAGAAAAUUUGAACCUGAUACCUUUUCUUCUUGAAGUGGAACUUCGGGUCCAUGCUUGCUUUAGGAUGGUGAGAACGCCUCACCAUGUGACAACCGGGGACUCAGUAAGUGACGACAAUUUAGAGACACCAUCCUCUCUGAAUCACGUUGGUUUAAUUCCAGUACCCUCAGUAUCUUCUCCCUCAGGGGGGAUUGGGCAGCAGUGUUUUUCUCCGUCUUUACAAACUUUUGUGAGUUGCAACAGUUUGCCUCCAAAUCCUAUUCCCCAUCCUACACAACGAUUUACAACAAGCCAAAGCCCCAUCAGCAGUAUUAGACCAAGUGUCCUUGGACCAUUAAAAAGAAAAGGUGAAAUGGCACUUGAAGAUCAGCCAAAGAGAUUUUUCCAAGGCACGACCAACACGCUUUCUUUUGACACUACCCAACUGCCAGAUAAGAAUGCGUAUCUAUCUUCGGAUAUUCUUGAUAGAAACAGCAGCAGUGCUGGAUCUUCUUGUAAUUCACCAGCCAAAAUCAGCACUCUCACGAACUCUCCUGUGUCGCCUUCUGAUUAUCCAUUUAUUCUAGUAGAUGAACUUUCAACCAAGUGAUUCACCCAGCCCAAGACUUUCCUACCAGUGGAGAAACAAAUAACAAACAGAGGUUGGAGCAAUAACAGAACUGUAUGAUACACUUUAGACUGUUUCCUAUUGGUCUUUUUUCCUUCUCAGUGUCCUAAAAUUCUGUUUUUCUACGGAGCUUGCAUGUCUAAUUCUUGUGUAUGCCCAUAAAUUCAAUGUACUGAUAUUUUCAGAGAUGUUUCCAAAUAUGAACUAUGUAUAUUGAAGACACAAUCAUAAUCUUUAAGUUGCUAAAGUCUAGAAACAUGCUGCAGGUUGAUUUUUAAAGAAUCCUUGACAGUGUUUAUGGGAAUAGUAAGUUCUGAUGAAAUGUAACUUGUACAAUUGAUCAACAGGUAAAAUGAUUUUUUUAAUUAUGUACUUAAUAGCCAUGCCAGUGUUUGAUGAUAUUUUCAGUAAUUGCUAGUUUCUAUGUGGUAAGGAAAAGUCAUCUAUCAAAAGCAUCUUUUAAAAAUGAGCUAGUUAUGUCAUACUGAUCCAAGGGUUUCCUAUUUUGCACAUGGAUUCUUGGAUAUUUAAUUUGCUGGGAAGGAGUAGGUAGAGGAAGAACAAGAUGAAUAAAAGCUAAUUGAAUAGCACGAAAAUAAUAUGUAAUUGGAGCUUCAUUUAAUUUAUACUCAACUUGAUUAUCCUUGAUCAAUUUUGUGUUCUAAUUAAGUGUGGAAAAAAAGACAAUGUUGAUAAAUUGUGGUCUUAUACAUUUUUAUGAAUUACCUUUCAUUCAUCAUCAUGACUACUGAUUUGAUUAAAUACAGGCUUAGUAUGUUACAGGUUUUUUGCAAGAAUCAUGUGCAUCCAGCUAUUCCCUGAGGGCUAUAAAUGUUUUAACACCAGUUUCCUAUUUAAAAGUCUUAAGGAUUUUUUAAUAGGCAAAAUUAUGUGUUAAAAUUUUUAAAUGUAAAAUAAGUGCUUUAAGUAAUCAGGGGUAUGAAUUACAAAUAGAAAUAUAUCCUCAUGAAGUGAAGUUGAGAAUUAGUUUAAAUUGCCUCUGCUAAUGAAAUAGGAACAGUUAUCUAAAAUAUUUAUAAAAGUUUUUCCUUGUCAUUGGAGGUAAUCAGGAUGAUGGAAAUAUGAUGUAGCUAGAGAUGCCCCUAUGUGGGAAAAAGAAUUUUUAGUGGCACCAAGAAUUUUUUGACCAUGGCCCUGAUGGAAUGGAUCAAAAUGGAUAUGUGGGGGAGGAUUUGCUUCAUCUAUGAAUAAAUAAAACUGAAUUAUUUAUGAGAUGACUGGGAUCAUGAUGCUGUCCUAAAACUGGAACAGGAUUCUACAAAUUGGCUUAGGACAAUUGAACUAUAAAUAUUGCUUUUGUCACUCAGCUCACUUGCUUGUGAGACCUUCAGUGGACCAGUUGUGAACAGAUGAGGUGCCCUGAUGGAAUGAGGUGUGAUGUUCCUUGCUGAAAUUGUAGAUCAUUGACAGACAAAAAAGUCCACCUAUACCAUUGACACUUUAGCACAAAAACGUUUCACAGAAUGUUGAAGUACAAAGACUAAGGAUGGAGAAAGUGAACGAGAGGGAGGCAGUUACGUAGUUAUAUAAUAUA
Molecule: messenger RNA, 2782 nt
Organism: Trichechus manatus latirostris (Florida manatee)
Lineage: Eukaryota; Metazoa; Chordata; Mammalia; Sirenia; Trichechidae
Product: PABIR family member 3
Exons: 11
Biological process (GO): mitotic G2/M transition checkpoint
Cellular component (GO): cytoplasm; nucleus
Molecular function (GO): protein serine/threonine phosphatase inhibitor activity
Source: RefSeq, a predicted model, not a curated record